Molecule: messenger RNA, 4915 nt
Organism: Mustela lutreola (European mink)
Lineage: Eukaryota; Metazoa; Chordata; Mammalia; Carnivora; Mustelidae
Gene: PRPF40A
Product: pre-mRNA processing factor 40 homolog A
Exons: 26
Coding region: 1-2985 (994 amino acids)
Biological process (GO): mRNA cis splicing, via spliceosome
Cellular component (GO): U1 snRNP; U2-type prespliceosome
Molecular function (GO): RNA binding; protein binding
Source: RefSeq, a predicted model, not a curated record
AUGCAGGCGACGCCGAGUGAGGCUGAGGCUGGGGGCGAAUCGCCGCAGAGCUGCGUGUCGGUAGCGCACUCUGAUUGGACAGUCGGGAAGCCUGUCAGCUUAUUGGCCCCGCUGAUCCCGCCCCGUAGCGCAGGGCAGCCUUUAACCUUUGGCCCCAGUGGGCGCCAGCCACUCAGAUCGCUUCUUGUUGGUAUGUGUAGCGGCAGUGGCCGCCGGCGGAGCAGUCUGAGCCCGACGAUGAGGCCGGGGACGGGAGCGGAGCGUGGAGGCCUCAUGAUGGGGCAUCCUGGCAUGCAUUAUGCCCCAAUGGGAAUGCACCCUAUGGGUCAGAGAGCGAAUAUGCCUCCUGUACCUCAUGGAAUGAUGCCGCAAAUGAUGCCCCCUAUGGGAGGGCCACCAAUGGGACAAAUGCCAGGAAUGAUGUCUUCAGUCAUGCCUGGAAUGAUGAUGUCUCAUAUGUCUCAGGCUUCCAUGCAGCCUGCCUUACCGCCAGGAGUAAAUAAUAUGGAUGUAGCAGCAGGUACAGCAUCUGGUGCAAAAUCAAUGUGGACUGAGCAUAAGUCACCUGAUGGAAGGACUUACUACUACAAUACUGAAACAAAACAGUCUACUUGGGAGAAACCGGAUGAUCUGAAAACACCUGCUGAGCAACUUUUAUCUAAGUGUCCCUGGAAGGAAUACAAAUCUGAUUCUGGAAAGCCUUACUAUUAUAAUUCUCAAACAAAAGAAUCCCGCUGGGCCAAACCUAAAGAACUUGAGGAUCUUGAAGGAUACCAGAAUACCAUUGUUGCUGGAAGUCUUAUUACAAAAUCAAACCUGCAUGCAAUGAUCAAAGCUGAAGAAAGUAGUAAGCAAGAAGAGUGCACUACAACAUCAGCAGCCCCGGUUCCUACAACAGAAAUUCCGACCACCAUGAGCACCAUGGCUGCUGCAGAAGCUGCCGCUGCUGUUGUUGCUGCUGCAGCCGCCGCCGCUGCUGCUGCUGCUGCUGCCAACGCCAGUGCUUCCACCUCUGCUUCGAAUACUGUGGGUGGAACUGGUCCAGUUGUUCCUGAGCCUGAAGUUACUUCAAUUGUUGCUACCGUUGUAGAUAACGAGAAUACAGUGACAAUUUCAACUGAAGAACAAGCACAACUUACUAGUACUCCAGCUGUUCAGGAACAGAGCAUGGAAGUAUCCAGUAAUACUGGAGAUGAAACAGCUAAGCAGGAAACCGUAGCUGAUUUUACUCCCAAAAAAGAAGAGGAGGAAAGCCAACCAGCAAAGAAAACCUAUACCUGGAAUACAAAGGAAGAGGCAAAGCAAGCAUUUAAAGAAUUAUUGAAAGAAAAGCGGGUACCAUCUAAUGCUUCAUGGGAACAAGCUAUGAAAAUGAUCAUUAAUGAUCCACGAUACAGUGCUUUAGCAAAGUUGAGCGAAAAAAAGCAAGCCUUCAAUGCUUAUAAAGUCCAGACAGAAAAAGAAGAAAAAGAAGAAGCAAGGUCAAAAUACAAAGAGGCUAAAGAAUCCUUUCAACGUUUUCUUGAGAAUCAUGAGAAAAUGACUUCUACAACCAGAUACAAAAAAGCUGAGCAAAUGUUUGGAGAGAUGGAAGUCUGGAAUGCAAUAUCGGAACGUGAUCGUCUUGAAAUCUAUGAAGAUGUUUUAUUCUUCCUUUCAAAAAAAGAAAAGGAGCAAGCAAAGCAGUUACGGAAGAGAAAUUGGGAAGCCUUAAAAAACAUACUUGACAAUAUGGCUAAUGUAACAUACUCUACCACCUGGUCUGAAGCCCAACAGUAUCUGAUGGAUAAUCCAACUUUUGCAGAAGAUGAGGAAUUGCAGAACAUGGAUAAAGAAGAUGCUUUAAUUUGCUUUGAAGAACACAUCCGAGCUUUAGAAAAGGAAGAAGAAGAAGAAAAGCAGAAGAGUUUGCUGAGAGAAAGGAGACGACAGCGUAAAAAUAGAGAAUCUUUUCAGAUAUUUUUAGAUGAACUGCACGAACAUGGACAACUACAUUCUAUGUCAUCUUGGAUGGAAUUGUAUCCAACAAUUAGUUCCGACAUUAGAUUUACUAAUAUGCUUGGUCAACCGGGAUCAACUGCACUUGACCUUUUCAAGUUUUAUGUUGAGGAUCUUAAAGCACGUUAUCAUGAUGAGAAGAAAAUAAUAAAAGACAUUCUAAAGGAUAAAGGAUUUGUAGUCGAAGUUAAUACUACUUUUGAAGACUUUGUGGCCAUAAUCAGUUCAACUAAAAGGUCAACCACAUUAGAUGCCGGAAAUAUUAAGUUGGCUUUCAACAGUUUACUAGAAAAGGCAGAAGCCCGUGAACGCGAACGAGAAAAAGAGGAGGCUCGGAAAAUGAAACGAAAAGAAUCUGCAUUUAAGAGUAUGUUGAAACAAGCUACUCCUCCAAUAGAAUUGGAUGCUGUCUGGGAAGAUAUCCGGGAGAGAUUUGUAAAAGAGCCAGCAUUUGAGGACAUAACUCUAGAGUCGGAAAGAAAACGAAUAUUUAAAGAUUUUAUGCAUGUGCUUGAGCAUGAAUGUCAACAUCAUCAUUCAAAGAACAAGAAACAUUCUAAAAAAUCUAAAAAACAUCACAGGAAACGGUCCCGCUCUAGAUCGGGGUCAGAUUCAGAUGAUGAUGACAGCCAUUCAAAGAAAAAAAGACAGCGAUCAGAGUCUCGGUCUGCCUCAGAACACUCUUCUAGUGCUGAGUCCGAGAGAAGUUAUAAGAAGUCAAAAAAACAUAAGAAGAAAAGCAAGAAGAGGAGACAUAAAUCUGAUUCUCCAGAGUCAGAUGCUGAACGAGAGAAGGAUAAAAAAGAAAAAGACCGAGAAAGUGAAAAAGAUAGAACUAGACAAAGAUCAGAAUCAAAACACAAAUCACCUAAGAAAAAGACUGGAAAGGAUUCUGGGAAUUGGGAUACUUCUGGCAGUGAACUAAGUGAAGGGGAAUUGGAAAAGCGCAGAAGGACCCUUUUGGAGCAACUGGAUGAUGAUCAAUAAAUUAUACCAAAUAUAUGUUUACAGUAUGAUUUAAAGUCGAAUUCAGACCAGGGACUCUAUUUUAAAGUUCAAUUGAAAUAACACUGGGUUUUAAUUAUAUCACAGGAAAAAAAAAAAGUGCAUUUAAGUAUUGUUAUUGUGGACUUUAUAAAAAGCAAAGGAAAUUGAAAAUAACUUUUGAUUCUGUAUCAAGAAUCAUAUUUUCAUACGGUCAUAACUGUCUUUCUGUGACCCUUUCAUAGGGCACUGCAGGAUGGAUUAAAGGUGGCAAUUUACUGAUAACUGCAGAUGUCUCUACUUUGUUCUGAACUCUGAGUCAUGAGGCGAUUUGAUUUACUUUAUAGAAGUUGGAUUUUGAAGAUAUAAUGAAAAUUUUUUUGAUACUUAGUAGUACAAAAAAAGCACCAGCAACUGACAAAACUGCUUUUUUGUGCACUACCCAACUGGUUAAAGCUGAUAUGAUCUUUUAUGGUGAACGCAGAAAUAGGUGUUCUUAAUGGAAACCUGGUAGACCCUUAACGAUAGUGGUGCUAAUGAGCGCUACUAUAACAAAGCCACCGUUAUUUUUUAUGAAACAUCUGAACAUUUUAAAAAAAGGCUACUGUGAGGGCAUUAUUUUGAGGUGAUGUUUAAAAAGUUAACAUCAAAUCAAAUUGUAAAUUAGUUUAAAUAUAUUGCCUUAAGGACCUACUAAAGAAUGUGCCACCAUACUUUAAGUGAUAGUUGCAAUAUCCUUGUCUGAAACAAAAAUCAAUGUUGACUUAAACAUUUUCUUUAACAGUUGUCUUUUUUUUUUUUUAAUCCGAUCUUUUCUCUUACUUUUUUUCAUUGAGGAAGUCUUUUACCUUCCCUAUUCACUGAGAAGUAUUGACUUCGUGGUACACAUUCUAAAGCAUUUCUGAUUUGAAUAUUUUUGUACAUUUUUAUCAAUUAUUAAACCUUCUCUUCUAGCGUGUACUAGUAUUUAUUUCUACUUAAACUACUCAGCUAUAAAAAAAAGUUGUAUGAUCAUUUAAAGAUACUAAAUCCUUGAAAUUUUGCUUCAUCUUACCCACAUAGCUAGGUUCCUUUCCUUUUUAAUAUUUAAGAAUAUUAUAAAUCAGUACAUUUGAGGCCCCUGUAAUUUGUUUUUGAUCUACAAAUUUCCUAUAGAAAACUUUAGAGAGGCAAUGGUUUGAAGGUAGAAUACUCUUUACAUGCUAACUUUUGAAGGUUGGUAAUGUAAUUUAUACUAUUUUCCUUCAGUGCAGGAGAUUUUUUUAAUAAGUAAAUUUUAGCACAUAGUCUUUGGCAUUAGAUAUUUUUUUAUUUUGGACACUUCAAGCGAUCCUAUUUCAAGUUGGAAUUUAGAAGAACAAAUAUUAAUUCAUUUUUUUUUCCUUCACCAUUCUAAUGAAUUUGAGAAGUUCAAAUGACCAGGACUGCUUUUUCCCAUCCCUGCAUACUUUUGCAAUUAAAUCUAGCAUCCACUGUUGAAAGCCUCAAAAAAGGGUGGGGGUGGGGGGUUAUUUCUAAACUUUUCUCUGCCAAGUCAUUUUUCUGCUGUGAAAACGGACAUGACUGUGGAAAAUGAGAAUCACUAUCCUUAGAAGAUGUGAAGUAAUCAAGUUGCUUGCUUAAGGUUAGUCUCUUAUUGUAUAUUAGAACCAAAAACUAUAACAACUUUGGCAAUCGGGAGUUGCCUAGAUUUAAUUCUCAGAGGUCUCAUAAUGCGUUAAUAUUGCUAAUCAUGUCAGACACUUGACAUGGAAGUCAGUGGCAAAAUCUUCAAAAUGCAUAUGAUACUGGCAGAAAUACUAGUGGUGUUUCAUAAGAGAAUUUAAUUUAGAAUCUGUAAAAUUUUGUUUUAAUUCCAUGAAUGAUGAUUUUUUAAGUGCAACUUUAAAGUUUUAAUUUUUCUAUUUAAAUAAAAAGUUAUUGAUAUGUUUUA